AUGCCUACCCUCGAUAUAUGCCAUAUUCGGAAUAACGCAGAUCUCUAUGCGCAAACAUGCCUCUCACGAAACUACCCGAACCUCGCCUCUAACCCAUCCCGCAUCAUCGAGCUCAUGGACUAUCACCAGGCUUUGCAGGAGGAUGCGAAAUCUUUACUUGAACGCGCGAAUGCUUUACAGGUGCAGCUUCUAGUGCUAAAAGUAGAGGGGAAGAACGUUGAGGGGGCGCUGAAGGAAGCGAGGGAGAUCAAGACAAAGCUUCUUGAAGUUGAGAAGGAGGAGGGGCAUGUUAUGAGCAAGAUAGAGGAGCUGGCGCUGGCGUUGCCGAAUAUCACAAGUAAGGAGAUGCCGAGAGGGGCCGAGUUUGAGGUUCUUUGCUACGUCAACGCUGAUGAAAAGACUAUUCAGAUCAAGGACAGCAAAGGGAAGCCAAUUUCUCAUGUUGACGUCGGAAUGCGGCUUGGGAUCCUCGACUUUGCUUCCGCUGACACCGCCUCCGGCCGGGGGUGGUACUACCUCGUCGGCGCCGGCGCCCUACUCGAAAAGGCCCUCGUCUCCUACGCUCUCGACAUGACAACUCGCAACGGUUGGACUCCCGUCUCGCCCCCAUCCCUAGUCUACUCUCACAUCUCCGCCGCUUGCGGGUUUCAACCUCGUGAUAGUAGCGGUGAGCAGCAGGUUUACAACAUUGCGCAGGAUGAGAAGGAUAAGACAAGGGGUGUGCCUGAGAUGAGUCUGACGAGGACAGGCGAUAUUGCACUGGCUGGUAUGAAGGCAAACGCAAUAAUCUCGGAGGCGGAGUUGCCGCUCAAAAGGGUCGCUGCUUCAAGAUGUUAUAGGCCUGACGCUGGGGCGAGAGCAGCGGAUACGAAGGGACUGUACGAAGUGCAUGAGUUCACCACGGUGGAGUUAUUGGCCUGGACGGAGCCAGACAAGGAAGAGAUGGAAUACAUGUUGGACGAAAUAAUCGACAUCCAAACCGAUAUCCUCGGCGCCCUCGGCCUUACAUGCCGUGUCCUCGAUAUGCCAGUCCACAACCUUGGCGCUAGAGAAACCCGUAAAAUCGCCAUUGAAGCCUUCUUCCCCUCCCGCGCCGUGGAGUCGACGGUUGGCUACGAGGAUGAGGGACGCCGGGGAUGGGACGCUAGGGUUCCCGUGGACGGUAAAUGGGACGGUGCUGGCGGUGCCCAGGGUUUUGGCGGCGUUGUUGGAGAUUGGGUGGGAUGGGGAGGAGGGGAUUGUGAGGCUGCCGGAGGUGUUGCACCAGUUUAUGGGUACAGAUAG
Fusarium odoratissimum NRRL 54006 is the source of this 1284-nucleotide messenger RNA. RefSeq names its product seryl-tRNA synthetase. Gene Ontology annotation, biological process: mitochondrial seryl-tRNA aminoacylation. The record is from RefSeq and is a predicted model, not a curated record. The transcript has 2 exons. Bases 1 to 1284 code for a protein of 427 amino acids. Gene Ontology annotation, molecular function: ATP binding; tRNA binding; serine-tRNA ligase activity. Gene Ontology annotation, cellular component: mitochondrion. Lineage: Eukaryota; Fungi; Ascomycota; Sordariomycetes; Hypocreales; Nectriaceae.